AUGCCUGAGUCUCCUCUCAGUCCCACGGCAGCCCGUCAAACCCUAGCCAGCAGCCUCCUCAGUCACACAGACAACGGCGCAGGAGAGAGAGUAGCUAAUGGGGAUUCCUGCGGUAGAGUGAGUGGUGAAAGCUGGCAGAGUCUCCGCAAUAAACAGGUGCUUCUGGCUAUGAUGGCUCCUCAGCAGAUGCAGCCGCUUCUGUCCGCCAACCAGCUGCAGGCUCUGAUCCAACAGAAGCAACAAGCCUUUCUGCUCCAGCAGCAACAUCUGAAAGAGUUUUACAAGAAGCAACAACAACAGAUUCAUUUGCAGCUGCUUCAACAGCAGCCCAGCAAGAAAGCCAAAGAACAGCUUGUGUUCCAGCAGCUCCUCCAGCUCCAGCAGCAGCAGCUCCUCCGGGUGCAGAGACCAGUCCUGGCUUCUCCUGCCCUCUCUCCAGCUGGUUUCGGCCCCUCAGAGAUGCAGCAGAUAUGGCAAGAGCUCACAAAUGGAACAACUGAAGACAAAACCCUAUUGAGGGGCAAUCAGGAUUCUUCUGCUAACAACAUGAUGUCAACAAAAGUCACAGGAAGACAGACAGGUGACCAGCAGACUGCUUCUCCUCGCAGGCCAGAAAGUGCUUUUAAAGCUGAUUGCGCUGCCACACACGCUCUCUACGGUCACGGUGUGUGUAAUUGGCCUGGAUGUGAGUCAGUGUGUGACACCUUCAGCCAGUUCAUCAAGCACAUAAGCAGCGAGCAUAAUCUGGAUGACAGAAGUACAGCGCAGUGCAGAGUCCAGAUGCAGGUCGUUCAGCAGCUUGAACUUCAGCUCUGCAAGGAACGGGAGCGUCUGCGAGCGAUGAUGGCUCACCUGCAUCUGCCGUCUUUAGAAGCACAGUCAGUCUCUGCACCCGUGAGUCUACAGUCACCACAAUCUGAUACGGCUGCUGACCCACGUGGCCUGCAGCUCAACUCAGUCACCAACAACCUGCCCUCGCUGAGCCCGUCAAACUCGGCCCAGGCGUCGCCCCAACCUCUGGUCACUGUCAGCUCUCCAUCCGUGUGCUGUGAAAAAGAGUCGUCCAUUCAAACGUCAUGUGCUGGGGCCAUAAAACGUCGCCAUUACCCUCUGGUCUACUCGCUAUCUUCAGAAAAUGAAUUUGAGCUCUACAAGAACACUGACAUCAGACCACCUUUCACCUAUGCAACACUGAUAAGACAAGCUAUUAUGGAAACAUCCGACAUGCAACUAACACUCAACGAGAUAUACAACUGGUUCACACGGACGUUUGCUUAUUUCAGACGCAACGCUGCCACAUGGAAGAACGCAGUGCGCCACAACCUGAGCCUGCACAAGUGUUUUGUGCGUGUGGAGAAUGUGAAAGGCGCGGUGUGGACAGUCGAUGAGGUGGAAUACCAGAAGAGGAGGUCCCAGAAGGUCACAGGGAGUCCAUCCCUGAUGAAAAAUGUAUCCCCCAGUCUUGAUUUUGGGAACGUUCUGAAUGCCAGCUUACAGACGGAGCUGGUUGAGUCGUCACUGCCAGGAUUCAAGAAGGAGUGUGUCAGCCGUAACUCCAGGAGUCAAAUACAGGAGAUCAAAGCAACACUCAACAGCAGCCACAAUAAACAAAACUUCUCUCCACAAGUCCAGCAGUCUCUUUUCCUUAAAGACGAAAUGCUGAAUGACCAAGAAUCUCUGAUGCCAACAGUAAAACCAGCCAGUCUGCAGCACGACAUGGCUGAAAAUCACGAAGAGCAUUUGUUUGACCUUGAAUAACAAAAGAAGGGGUUCAGACAUAAAGCAAUCACUUGCAAAACACUAUAGUAAACCGUUGAACAUUCAGGGAUGUAGACCACAGUUUACAUAUUAUACAUUCUUAUAUGUUAAGUGUGUAGUGUAAGCCAGCCUGAAAUUCUCAUAUUAAAAUGGAGCUAUUCAUAAUUGUGGUUUACUAUAUGGUUCAUAUUAUUCUCAUACACAUGAAAACUGUUCUGAUUUAGUUGACUGUGGAUCACUACAUGUCAAGCAGUUCACUUUUUCUUUUGACUUUUGAGCCUUAUGGAAGAGGAAGUGCCAACUGUGGUUUUUGUGUUGGCAUUUUGCAUGAUUAAUUUCUGCAUUUUUGAUAAGCUAGAGAUUUAAAAAUAUUUAUUUAAACUAAUAGGUUAAGGAUAUGAUAAAAGUAUUACAUGUUAAAAGUUAUUACAUUUGAUUAUGAGAUUCACUCAUUCAAGAAAAGUCCAAAAAAAAAAAAAAGUGACAACAGCAAAGUCCAAAAAAACAUAUGAUUAACACAAUCAAAAACACAGUUGCGAUCUGAUAAUGUCCACCAUGUGCACCGUGAACAAAUUCUACCCUUUUAGGCCAAAGUAAAUGAUUUACAAAAAUAUUUGUUAUAAUUUGAUGUGUGUGAUUUGUAGAGAAUUAAUGUUUUGUCUGUUUAUUGUCAUAGUUAAAAAAAAAAACAAAGUGUGAAUGUAAAUACUACAUUAUAGC
This is a messenger RNA of Micropterus dolomieu (smallmouth bass), 2478 nucleotides long. RefSeq names its product forkhead box protein P2-like. Gene Ontology annotation, biological process: regulation of transcription by RNA polymerase II. NCBI's taxonomy places the organism in Eukaryota, Metazoa, Chordata, Actinopteri, Centrarchiformes, Centrarchidae. The transcript has 15 exons. Gene Ontology annotation, molecular function: RNA polymerase II cis-regulatory region sequence-specific DNA binding; DNA-binding transcription repressor activity, RNA polymerase II-specific. Gene Ontology annotation, cellular component: nucleus. The record is from RefSeq and is a predicted model, not a curated record. Bases 1 to 1758 code for a protein of 585 amino acids.